CAAAGAAGCGACAAGGGAACAAGUUCACCUGCUGAUCGCACCCAUCUCUGAGUUUGCAGCCGCAGAGCAGAGACGAGGAGAUCAACAUGAGUUUGAAAGAAGCAGAAAGAGGAUUUGUGAUCUGCCUUCUCAUUCUCUCAGGUACUUUAUGUUGAUCUUAUUUUUCUGGUUCAUUAUGUAUGAUAAUAGUGUUUAAUGUUCAUUUUCAGCAUCAUAACUUUAGCUUUAACUGUAAAGUUAAUUAAAUAACAAAUUGUCUGUUGAUCUACUUUUUUUCAUUGUCUGUGCAAAACUAAGUCAUUACUUUCCUCUGUUAUAAAAACAUUAAAUAAGUAUUUUAAUUUAGACCCACAUGUCUCGAUCAAAGUUCGGACUUGAAAAGUGAAUUUUAGAGAAACAACACUCUAAAAUAAUUUAUUCUGAUGCUGUCAGCUUUUUAAUUUUUGGAUAACUGGACGUUUUUUAUGUGACUAUAAAUAUCCCUUCUUUUAUAAGCUGUAUCAAACCAUUGCUGAAAUUGCCCCAUAGCAGUACUAUUUUCCUAUUUUCUGGUUUAUUGUAAGCAAGGCUUCUUGUAAUUAUCAGUUCAACACAAUAUUGCCCCAAAGUCCAGUUCAGCUCCACUUCCUUUACGAUGUGUACAUAAGUGACACAACCUGACAUGGAACUUUCACACUUCACAACUCAUUGCCUUUGUCAGUACUGUUUUCACAAUAGCUGUGUGGUUAGAUUGGUAAAUUUACCCAGAAAAACCUGCAAGAAAAUAUAAGUAUCAGACUGAACAAUUAAAACCUGAAAGAAAAAAAAAAACUCACUGAUUUUGUGAUGAAGGGAUGAGAAGUGGUGCCAUCCAAAAUUCUUUCCAAUAUUGUAUUUUUCUGCAAUAUAAAUUGCACAUUCUUGGAGAGUCAGCAGCAGAAGCAUCAGAAAGAGUUUGAGGAACUUGUGUGGGAGAUAAGCUGAGAAACUGUCACUUAACUGUGACGAAGAAGAAGUUUGCACCAUAAGUGAUAGCACGUGCUAACACAAGUAUUUAUAUGAGGGCUUUGUUCGAGACCGUGUUCGUUUGAAGAAUAUCUGCUAUUGCUUCCACGUUGGAUUGUUGAUAGUCACAAUCAAGUGAUUAGAUGAAGCACUGAGGCCCUUUUUGCACAAACCUGUUGAGCAGACGAAGUAAUAAAACCUUUCACAAUAUGGAAGACAAGUGGUCCAAGAGUCAAAAAGAAUCUGAGGUACAACACAGAAAACCCCUCAGAAUCCAGUUUAGAAAUCAAAGUCAUGGAGAAUCAGCUGAACGAAUGACCCUCUUCACAACCUUUUUAAGCAAACUGAUAAAGAAUGCAAGCAAUAAAGUCAGUGACUCACAGUGAGCUGUAACACCUCCUUGCCUUUCCCUGAUCACAUCUGAUCUCGGAAGCUAAGGGUCAGGCCCGGUCAGUACCUGGUUGGGAGACAGCGAGGGAAUACCUGGAAUUCUAGGUGAAUACAGUUAGAGGUUGCAUGGCCGAUGGUGAGAGUCGGUGGCUGCAGGGCUGAUGUUGAAAAAUACAGCUAAUGUGGAAGGGCAGAAAGUUGUAAUUCUGGAAUAAUUCCAGUAGGGGCCGAUGAAGUUGGUUCCAAAACCAUAUAAAGCGCCUGGUUUCAGAACAUUUUUUGGCCUCUAUUACUAGUUUCCACAACUGAGUCAUCUUGACCAGAGUCUAAUUUUCAUGUAAAUCAACUGUUGAUUUUAUUUUAUGAGUUUUGCAUAAAUCUGCCUACCACAGCGCCUCCUCUGUCCAAGUGAUGCAGUCAUGUGACGGGCUUGACCAAUGACACAUCUGCAUCAAAUGUUAAAUAUAGAGACGUCCUGCUCAAAUCCUCAAAAUGGGAUUUCAGAACACCAUGGGUGAAGCCACGUAGUAAUCGUCCAUCUUUUAUAUACCGCUACUGGUGCAGAUUGCAGUCUUCCUUCCAUCAGUCUACCCCAGGGUAGCUGUGCCCACAUAUGUAACUGAGUAACCGAGCAAAUUCAUUCAUCCAUUUUCCUUGCGGUUUGUCCUUUCAGAGUUGCAGGGGGCUGGAGCCAAUCCCAGAUUUAUUUGGGCGAGGGCAGGGUCCAGCCUGAACAGUUUGCCAGUCUGUUGCACGGCCGACAAACAACCACGCACUCUCACAUUCCCACCUAGGGGUAAUUUAGGGUUGAUAAUUAACCUGACAUGCAUGUUUUUGGAGUGCCUUUCAACAUGGAGUAAAUGCAAUUGUAAGUGACUUUGAGCUCCCUGAAGGCAGGUGCUUCAUUAAACCGAUGCAUUAUUAUUGUAUUUUUUGUCAAUUGGAGAGACAGGCCUGCUAACCCAUAUUGAUGGAGUAAAAUGCUUUAAUAGAUGGUGGGUAUCAGUUUUGAUCUUGUUAGUAAAACAGCUUCUGUGUGUGUUUCUUUUAGGCCCUGUUCACACAAAAACCUUUCAAGUGAAAAUGCAUAAUUUUCACAUUUUCUUUUCAGAAAAGUUUGGUGUUUACAAGGCAAAUCUUUCAAAAAAUGAAUAUGUAAAUUCAAACUGUAUUCUUUUGUUUCAGUGGUGAAGAGUCAAAAUAGAUAUGGAGUGAGUUACUCUUCAUCUCAGAUUUGUGCCUUGAAAGGAUCGACAGUAAAAAUACACUCCAUCUACAUAUAUCCAUAUGCAAUAAAUGAGACGCUCACAGUGGUUGAAAAAGGACUCUGGUUCAUGAGAAAGAACGGUGAUCAGCCGGUGGAUCUGCAGACAGAAGCACAGUUUGCAGGUCGGGUGACGUAUGAAUCUGAUAAGAACCAUCACAACCUGACAAUCAAGGAUCUGAGAGAGAGCGACUCUGCAGAGUUCAGCUUCAUGUUCACAACAAAUCAGCCAGGUGGAGGAGCUGCUGGUUCACCAGGAGUCACUCUCACUGUCACAGCACUUCAGGUGGUGGUGACGAAGCCAAGUCCACGGUUGUAUCCUUCUUGGGCAGAGUUGAAGUGCUGGAGUAGGUGUAAUUUACCAACAGAUCAUUUUGUCUGGUACAAGAACGGACGGAAAAUCUAUGAAAACCAAUUUGAGGUCCGGCAGUACUUCAAAUAUGAAGACAGCAUGUCCUGUGCCAGGAAAAGUUAUGAGAAGUUUCCCUCUCCUUCAGUGUGCAUCCUCAGGCCAAACUGUAACAGAGUGACCUAUUCUGACAGGGCAAUCUGCGCCCUCAGUGGUCAAACUGUGGAUAUUUCAUGCUCAUAUAGCAGCAGAGAUCACGUUGUAUCAUUGUUCUGGUUCAAACCGAACCCCCGUCUUCAGUUAGACCCUGAUGACCUCAACAACGACCCCCAGUAUGCAGGUCGUAUUGAGGUCCUGGAACCAGAGAGAGGACGCUCCGUUCUGAGAAUCAAUGAACUAAAAGAGAGCGAUUCAGCUGAAUACCAAUUCAAAUUCAAAACCAAAGGGUUUGAAUGGAGGAGCAGUCUACCUGGAACAACGCUGACUGUCACAGCUCUGCAGGUGGAGGUUACCAGAAUAAUAAUGGUCCAUCAGUCCCACACUGAGGCGGAGCUGAUGUGCCGAAGCAGCUGCGGUCCGGCUGGUCAUCUCUCUUUUGUGUGGUUCAAGAAUGGAAAGAAAAUUCUGACACAGCAAACUUCAACUUACACAGACAACUUUUAUCCUGGAGAUGUCGUCUCCUGCACGUUUCAAGGACACGAGGAUAACUGCUCUCCAUCUGUCUAUCCUUCAAAGCUUCCCGCUCUAUUUGUGAGUCCGUCCGGUGAGAUCGUGGAGGGCGGCUCGGUCACUCUCACCUGUCGCAUCGAUGGAGAUCCAGCAGUUACAACUACUUUGUCCAAAGACAACCGCACUCUGCUGCUUGGACCAGCAGGGACUCAUAAUUUCACCUCCAUCAGCUCUAAUGACAGAGGGCUCUACCACUGCAGGUCUCAGGAUCAGCACUCUGUGUAUUUAUUCAUAGAUGUGCAGUACGCUCCUAAGCUUCCCCUGGUGUCGGUGAGUUUCUCUGGUGGGAUCGUGGAGGGCAGCUCAGUGUCUCUGACCUGCAGCAGUGACGCUAACCCAGUAGCUAAUUACACCUGGCACAAGGAGGAGGAAGAGUUACCCAAAGCAUCGGGGGAGAUCUUCACCAUCACUGAUUUCAGACCUGAACACAGCGGAGGUUACUACUGUGAAGCUCAGAACAGCAGAGGACGUCGCAAGUCCACCGUACAUCGGCUUAGUGUUGCAAGUUCGUGGAAACUUCCAGUGGCUCUAUCGAUCACCGCUGUGUUUCUGGGUUUUGUCCUCCUUUUUCUCAUUCUGUGGUUUAGAAGAGAGAGAUCUUCCAAGCAACAGUCAGAAAGAUCAGAGGCCAUCAGACAGCAGGAGGAUGACCUUCAAUAUGCAAGCGUACAGUUCACGGUGAAGAGAGAAGACCCCGUCUAUUCUAACUUCAACCCGACACAGCUCCAUAGACAAGAAGAGGAAAAUGUCGUUUACGCAACUCCCAGAUGCUCCAGUGCUCCAGGUACAAGUUGUGAGGAUGCAUCUGCACUUUAUGGGAAUGUGAACAAAGGCUUCCGAGAGUGAAGACUUUAUGGAUGUGCUGUUUCUGCUGCACAGGGAACCUUCAAACACGCCGUUAAAAUUCAACAGAAAGGCAAUGAUGACCCCAGGAAUAGUAUCUGACAAUCACUGUUUUUUCUAUUUUUUAAAUAUAUUUUUUUCAUUACUUUGAAAAAUCACCCUUUCAGAAACAAAAGUCUUGAAAAAAAUGCGUGUUCACAUUUUACAUGUAUGACAUUUUAUGUGGUUUGUGCACAUCUUUCUUGAUCUGCUUUCAUUAGCACCAUAAACACGACGAGCCAAAAGUUGCCAUUGAACUACCAGUUUUCAUUGGUUUUCUGACUAUAUCUAACAGGUCUCUGAUAUGAACUGGCUAAAUUCUGAGGAAUUUCCACUUCUCUAAUUGGAAAGUUUUUAGCAGGUGAAAUAUUUGAUACUGAAGAACAACAAGCUUCCUGAAGGGAGCCAAGAAGAACGUGACCUUUGCACUCCCCCUGCUGCACUUAUGUCAGUCUGCUGUGGGUAAGAGAGAACCGCUGUUUUCUUUUUACAUAUUCUAAAUAAAUAAACAUCAAGUCAAAUCAAACCACAGCACACGACACAGAGGUUGAUAGAUAUGGGAUUUUAAGAUAACGCUCCCGAUAGCUCAAAACUACUGCAGAUUUAGAUUCUGGAGACAGGAGUCUGCAGACUCAACCACCCAUUCAGUCAUUUUCGCAGCAAACUGAAUAAUAGGAUUUUGGAACUUUGGAGGUUAGAGUCUUCAGUAUGUCAACAAUGAGAAACAAAACUAAUGGGAUUGCAAAGGUGCAAAACUGUUUAAAUUCACACAUUCUGUAAUGUUUGCAUUGCAGUCAAAAAACUAGUGACAGUGGACAUUUUAACAGUUUUCUCAUAUGUAUAACAAUUUUCCCAAUGUAUUGUUGAGGCAUAAAAUAUAUUGUACUUCGUGUGGUGCUUAGCCCACCUACGGGCUUCACUAUUGGUAACCUCCUUUGAGACAGAUCAAAGCAGCUGCCGUGUCAAUCCUGUAUGUGCGGUGGCGCAUCCCACACCCCUCACCACCGCUAUAUAGGCGGGUGAGCCCCUCAAUCUCCCUUCCUCUUUCUCAGCUCCAAAGGUGCAAAACUGUUUAAAUUCACACAUUCUGCAAUGUUACCAUUGCAGUAAAAAAAACUAGUGAUAGACAUUUUAAAGGAGAACUAGAAUUUGGCACUCAGAGAGCGCAGACCUCCGCCACAGGUCAAAUCAGUCACCAAGCCACAUCGCAUGCCGCACGCCCCCUGUCGGUGGGCCUGCCCAACUAUGUGAAAGACGCCCUAUCUCUCAGUGAUAAAGAAUCCUUUAAAAAAUUCCUGGAUCCAGACAGUGAUCCGGAUCAUCACCAAAAUUGUAUGGAUUCUAAGUUAA
Salarias fasciatus (jewelled blenny) is the source of this 5948-nucleotide messenger RNA. RefSeq names its product B-cell receptor CD22-like. NCBI's taxonomy places the organism in Eukaryota, Metazoa, Chordata, Actinopteri, Blenniiformes, Blenniidae. The coding region runs from base 2709 to 4562 and encodes 617 amino acids. The transcript is spliced from 11 exons. The record is from RefSeq and is a predicted model, not a curated record.